Messenger RNA from Ziziphus jujuba (common jujube), 1781 nucleotides. Its product is annotated as patatin-like protein 2. Gene Ontology annotation, molecular function: glycerophospholipase activity; monoacylglycerol lipase activity. The transcript has 9 exons. The record is from RefSeq and is a predicted model, not a curated record. Gene Ontology annotation, biological process: lipid metabolic process. Bases 164 to 1432 code for a protein of 422 amino acids. Lineage: Eukaryota; Viridiplantae; Streptophyta; Magnoliopsida; Rosales; Rhamnaceae.
CAACAUUAACACAGUGCAAAAUACUUCAUCCUAUAAAAGGAAGGGUAAGAGUUGGUACUUUUUACCUGCAUGCUCACUGGCAAAAUCAGCUGCAACUUGGCCAAAUUCUCAACUGUGGCAGUGGCAGAACCAAAAGCUCAAUAUAUUUCAGUUGAAGUCAAAUAUGGCCAAUGAUGGGAAAGUUGUCACUAUUCUCAGCAUUGAUGGUGGGGGAGUCAGAGGUAUCAUCCCCUCAAUAAUUCUCAAGUUUCUUGAAUCUGAGCUCCAGAAACUGGAUGGUGAAGAUGCCAGGACUGCAGACUACUUCGACUUCGUUGCUGGGACAAGCACUGGAGGCCUAAUAACUGCUAUGCUCACCACACCAAAUGAAAACAACCGACCUGUAUAUGCUGCAAAUAAGAUUACUGACUUCUAUCUAGAAAAUAGCAAAUACAUCUUUCCUCAAGAAUCAUCAGUGCAGGAGAAAAGGAGUGUCCAAAUGUAUAACUCCUGGUACCACAUAAUAACUAAAUGGUUAGAAUGGAUAUGGGAUCAUUGUGCUGUGCCUGCCUAUGCUUCUGUAGAAGGUGUAAUUGAAAUGGCUGAAAAAGUAGUAUUUCGCCCCAAAUACGAUGGUGUUUAUCUGCAUAAAAUAAUCAAAGAUAUCAUGAAAGAAAAAAGGCUUCAUGAGACCUUAACCAACGUGAUGAUUCCAACAUUCGAUAUCAAGCUUCUCCAGCCUGUCUGUUUCUCCAGCUUAAAGGCAAAACGUGACGAAUCAGAAGAUGCUUUGCUAUCUGACAUCUGUAUUGGAACAUCUGCAGCACCUUACUAUCUUCCUCCUUAUUAUUUUGAGACCAAUUCAUCAGAAGGCACUAAGAAGUUCAACCUCGCUGAUGGUGGUAUUGCAGCCAAUAAUCCUACUUUGUUCGCAAUUCGUGAUGUGAUAAGGGAAAUUUCUCAAGACAAAAAUACUCCAAGCUUGAACAGCUUAGAUUUUAAUAAGGUUCUUAUCCUUUCACUUGGAACUGGAUCAUCGAAGAGGGAUGAGAAGUUGGAGGUUGGAAAACCACAAAGUUGGGGACUCUAUAAGUGGUUCAGGGGGCCAGACGAUACUACCACCCCCUUAAUGGAUUCUUUUACCACUGCAAUCGAUGAUAUGGUUGACAUCUACUUAUCUGUUUUUUAUGGAAUUCCUGGCUUCAAGGACAAUUAUUUUCGGAUCCAGGAUGAUGGCCUGAAAUAUACCGAAGCCUCAACUGACAACUCAAAGACAGAAAACCUUGACAACCUUGUGAGAAUUGGUAAUGAGCUCCUGAAAAAACCUGUUUCUGCAGUGAACCUGGAAACUGGUUUGUAUGAACCAGUUGAAGGCAAAGGCACAAAUGAAGAAGAACUUGUCAAGUUUGCCAAAAAAUUGUCAGAUGAAAGGAAGAACCGUAUUGUGGCCUAGCUUAUCUCCAUGGCUGAUAUGAUGCUUGCUAUAAAUAAUAGUUUUGGUUUCUUUUACUAUUCAUAAUGUCUUUUAGUUUGAACUUGCCCCUUUCUUUUCACCAGUGUGUUACUAUUUUGGUGUGCCUAAGUGACUGAAGUUGGAAGUCCAAGUCAGUAUUAUGGAUGAUUUUGCUUAAGAAAAAAGAGAAGAGUUGUGUAGUGGAUGAUGAAUAUAGAUCUGGUUUCAGAAAUGAUAUGGAAAUCAACUAUGGUUUUUCAAAAACUCAUUUGUAUUGUCACUAUCAUUUAUGAUUAUUAGUCGUUUUGAUAUAAACUGAAUAAAAAUUACUAGUCAUUUUUACGUGCCA